Papilio xuthus (Asian swallowtail) is the source of this 2141-nucleotide messenger RNA. It is a transcript of the gene Dolk, whose product is annotated as Dolichol kinase. Gene Ontology annotation, biological process: dolichyl monophosphate biosynthetic process. Gene Ontology annotation, cellular component: endoplasmic reticulum membrane. Lineage: Eukaryota; Metazoa; Arthropoda; Insecta; Lepidoptera; Papilionidae. Gene Ontology annotation, molecular function: dolichol kinase activity. The record is from RefSeq and is a predicted model, not a curated record. The coding region runs from base 220 to 1683 and encodes 487 amino acids. The transcript has 9 exons.
UUGACAGCGUCAUUUCAUCCACGGAGCAAUGCCGGUUAAUUGAUAUUUUGAUAAUGUAUUUGUUUUUCCUUAAUUUUGAACUUUGAACUACUGUAUUUGUGUCAUUUUAUCACAAUAUAAUAAUAUAUCACUAAUAAAUUAUUCCAGUAUUAUUUUUUACUUGAAAAGCCUUUUUAUUUCAAAUUGAACGUUAUUUGUUUAUUUUAAAACGAUAUUAUAAUGGAUGAAAUACGAAAAUUAGUUAAUGGAUAUUACUGUAAACUAUGUGAACAUUAUGUUAAAUCACUUGACAAAAAUAUAUCUAAUAAUCUGAGGGCAAUGGGUAUUGUAACAAGAUCUUCAAAAAGUAAUGGUCUAUGGUGUUAUAUUCUUUUACCUUUAAUUUUACUAAAUUAUACUAUUUUGUAUGAUACAAGUGUAUUAUAUCAAACAGUAGCAUUCAUAUCAGUGGGAUUAUUUUUUCACUGUAGUCUUUUUAUUCUCUUCCUAUCACUAUCUGGUAACAUAAUGAUGGAGGGAGAUUAUGGAGGUUGUGUGGCAUGUAGUUUAAUAUCAACUAUACUUGUUUAUAUAUUUACAAAGCAAGAUUUAAUGAUAUCUCUAGUCAUAACAAUAUCAUGUGUGUCAUCAUUUAGUUAUUUAUUAAAAUUUGUUCUGAUAAAUUUUCCCAAAACAUUUACUGUGGGAGAGGCAAUAGUGGUUGUUCAAAGUAUACCACUGUUUGUGUCCGCAACAUCAAUUCAAUAUAUACAAAGUCUGUUAAAUGGUGUUAAUGAAGAAUUUUCAUUUAUAAAUACUAUUGUAUUUACAGUAUUAGUAACAACAAUAUUGAUAAUAACAUCAAUAUUCAUGUUAAAUGCUGAACAUAGAACUGCCACCUCUUUAGUAUCCAUUGUAACAGCGGGUGGUAUAGUUUUACUUAUAAAAUGGCAUAUCAUAUUGGGAUCAAAUUGCUUGUUUGAUAUAUUUGAAUAUAUUUUCAUGGAUAACAUAAGGUUUAAAUUGUUUAUGUUUUGGUUGUCAUUAUUAUUGAUAUCAAUACUUCUGAUAUUAAUUCAAACAAGAACCGUAUCAAAGGCAAGCACGGUUACAAGGAAGACAUUUCAUAUAUUGGCCUCUAUUGUGUUCCUGAGUGGAUUAUUAACUGAUAUACCAUUGAUGACCUUGGCAUCUGGAGUUGGUUUUUCUUUAUUAGUGUUUGUCGAGGCUCUAAGAAUAGCAGAAAUUGAAACAAUCUCACCCACACUUCAAUCAGCUUUUGUUGUUUAUUGUGAUGACAAGGACAGCGGCACAUUUGCUAUGACUCCGCUGUAUUUGUUCGUGGGUCUAGCGUGUCCUAUAGUCCUGGCUCCGGAGCCCGUCAGUCUGGACCUACUGGCUGGUGUGCUAGCGGUUGGUAUAGGAGAUACGGCAGCAAGUUGUGCCGGAGCUACCUUUGGAAGGAAUCGUUGGUCAGAUAAUAACCGGACUUUAGAAGGGACAGCGUUUAAUAUCUUAUCACAAGUUGCUGUUGUCUAUUUACUGCAGUUUUUCGAUUUUUUAGACGUUCCAAACGCACUAACCCGCAGUGUAUUCGCGGCGACUACGUCAGCGCUAGUAGAAGCAAAGACAGAUCAAGUUGACAAUUUAGUUCUACCUCUUGUUACAAUAUUAGCAUUCCAAGCUACUAGCUUUCUCUCAUGAUUUUUAUUCUUUAAAUUUCGAUACGUCAUUUCCUUGAUUUACAACUUAGACUUAUUAGGAAAUUCCACAAUAGUACAGUCGAACCAGAAUAAUUGAGAAACCUCUGGUGGUGAUUCAUCGUCUGGUCCCAACAAACGACCUUCAUAAGCGAGAAACUCUGUUAGAGGGCAAUCUCUAUAAGCAAGACAAAUUUUAUGGUUCCUUGGACUGUCAGUAUCUAGUUUCAACUGUACUUAUAGUAAAACAUUUGAUCAACAGAUGACUAUAUUUUUCAUACAAGUGUAUCAUUGGUGAAUAUUAGACACUUUGAACACUUUCCGAUCCACAAAAACUGACUAUUGGGAUUUCAAUGGAUAUAUAAAGUUUUCUAUUGUUAUGCAAGUGAUGUAUCGAUGUAAAGACGAUCGAAAUAAAAAAAAAAAGAUUAUGAAUACCAAAAAAAAACAGUCUCAAACAAC